AGUUGACCCAGUUCUGAUAUCUCUGCCGGCGACCACAAGGUUUUUCUGGGGUGCCUUCUUUCGUCCGUUUCUCUUCUCUGCAGUAAUGUCAUCAUUUGCCCCCUCGUCUAAGAGGUCCAAGGUGGCCCAGGGAACCAACAAGAAUGGGGAUGCUGAAUUCUUCCCUGGAAUUGGUAAGAUCCCAUUCAAGCCCUCCGCAGGACCAACAGAGGCUUUAUGUUUCAAACAUUACAACGCACAAGAGGUGGUGAUGGGGAGGACGAUGGAGGACUGGUGCAGAUUCUCUGUGUGUUACUGGCACACUUUCCGAGGGACUGGCGCUGACCCGUUUGGUUUCCCGACCCUGGACAGGCCUUGGGAGGAUGGCACUGAUAGUAUGGAAAAUGCCAAGAGGAGGCUCCGUGUUGCGUUUGAGUUCUUUGAGAAAUUGGGGGUCAAGUUUUGGUGUUACCAUGACAGAGACAUAGCUCCUGCAGGAGAGACCAUGGAAGAAACGAACAGGAACCUAGAAGAAAUAACUGAUUUAGCAUUUGAACUAAUGAACAAAACUGGUGUCAAGUUACUCUGGGCGACGAGUAAUUUCUUUGCACAUCCAAGAUUCAUGAAUGGAGCCUUUACCAACCCAGAUGCCCACGUAGUAGCCUGUGCUGGUGCUCAACUGAAGAAAGGUCUUGACAUGGCAAAGAAAUUAGGUGCUCUGAAUUAUGUGUUCUGGGGUGGUCGUGAAGGCUUCCACACCCUCCUCAACACCGAUGUGAAACUUGAACUCACCAACAUGGCAAAUUUCUUUAAGAUGGCUAUCGCUUACAAGAAGAAGAUAGGUUUCACAGGGACUUUCUUGAUAGAACCCAAGCCAAAAGAACCAGCCAAACAUCAAUAUGAUUAUGAUGCAAUGACUGUGAUAGCAUUCCUUAGGACCUAUGGUCUAGAAAAUGAAUUUAAGAUCAAUGUUGAGCCAAACCACACCACCCUCGCUGGCCACUGCUAUGAACAUGAUGUCGUCAUGGCAUCGGCCUACGGGAUGCUGGGCUCGGUCGACUCCAACACAGGCUCCCCUGACCUGGGAUGGGACACGGACCAGUUCCCAAUGGAUGUCAAAAAUACCACACUCGUCAUGAAGACCAUACUGAAGCAAGGCGGUAUCCAACCGGGGGGCCUCAACUUUGAUUGUAAAGUACGUCGAGAGUCAACAGACGUGGCAGACAUGUUUAUCAGCCACAUCGGGGCGAUGGAUACGUUUGCGAGGGGUCUUAAGAACGCUGCCAGGAUCAUUGAGGAGGGAGUGCUGGAUGAUUAUGUGACGGAUCGUUACAGUAGCUUCCGCUCUGGUAUUGGCAAGAAAAUCGCUGAGGGAACCUCGUCCCUAGAGGAGAUGGAGGCAUACGUCCAGAAACACGGCGAACCAGAGUUGAAGUCUGGCAAGCAGGAGUAUCUCGAGGGGGUCCUUAAUCACUAUGUUUAGACAGAAUUAUCUCCAAGAAUCCUUUAUUCUAUGUUUAGGUCUAGUCAUGGUUUAGAAGUGGAGGGGGGGGGGUUGGUCCCCCUGGUUACACUCCUGGGUGUACAUGCAUUCACCGCUAUGGUUGGCCUCAGUAAAAGGCUAGGCAUUACUGUACAAUGUUUUUCUCUUUGGUCAACUGGCCAUAUAGUAAGACAACAUACAAGCGAAGAUUCCGUAAUUACGAAUGAUAUCAUAGACAAACGAAUCUAGCCAUUAUAAUUUUAUACUUUCCAAUAUUUUGCUAAUAAUGAACAUAUCUCUAUCUCUUGGAGUCUUGCUUGUGGCAGCACAGAUAUGAUACAUGUUUAAUUGUGUCGCUGUUAAUCCUGUAUUUAGUAUUCUACAAUAAAUUUGAUACAAUAGA
Molecule: messenger RNA, 1865 nt
Organism: Lineus longissimus
Lineage: Eukaryota; Metazoa; Nemertea; Pilidiophora; Heteronemertea; Lineidae
Exons: 11
Coding region: 86-1462 (458 amino acids)
Biological process (GO): carbohydrate metabolic process
Molecular function (GO): xylose isomerase activity
Source: RefSeq, a predicted model, not a curated record